This is a messenger RNA of Lolium rigidum, 1822 nucleotides long. Its product is annotated as transcription factor GAMYB-like. The record is from RefSeq and is a predicted model, not a curated record. NCBI's taxonomy places the organism in Eukaryota, Viridiplantae, Streptophyta, Magnoliopsida, Poales, Poaceae. The transcript is spliced from 5 exons. The coding region runs from base 112 to 1578 and encodes 488 amino acids.
CAGGGAGAUUGCAGCGGCGCGAUCCGAUCAAGGCCCGCCCGGAGUCCAGCUCCGGUUACCCGCCCCUGCUCCAGCUCGGGGUUGCUUUUCGUCAGCACUGUGUUUCGAGCGAUGAAUCGGGUCAAGAGCGAGAGCAGCUGGGAGAUGCCUGAGACUGACUUGCCAUCUCACGACGAUGAUAGCGUGAAGGCACCUCCGCGCAGGAAAGCUGACACGCAGCUGAAGAAAGGCCCUUGGACACCGUCGGAGGAUGCCGUCUUGGAGGCGUAUGUUAAGAAACAUGGUGUGCGUAACUGGAAUGUGGUGCAGAAGGAAACCGGACUCUUGAGGUGCGGCAAGAGCUGCCGUCUCCGCUGGUCAAACCACCUGAGGCCCGACUUAAAGAAGGGGACCUUCACCAAAGAGGAGAAGAACUUGAUCAUUAAGCUCCAUUUUCGUAUGGGUAAUAAGUGGGCUCAAAUCGCUGCUUAUUUGCCAGGGCGCACUGAUAAUGAAAUAAAAAACUACUGGAACACUCGAGUAAAGAAAUGCGUGCGCAUGAAUAUACCAGCACAUCCUCCUAAUAUUUGCAUGGAGGCUUCAAAUGAAGAUCAGCAUGAGUCUGCUGACUCCAAUUUCAGCGAGAAGUUGGCCAAUGAUCUCCUACAUGUUCCCGACUUCACGUGGGGCAGUUCCAUUGGUGUCCAAGAAUCUUUAUCUAAUGCACCCCAGCUUCCAGAUAUUUCUUUCAGCAGUUUACUUGCUCUGAACUUCACGUCAAAAAAUUAUGACUUCAUAGGUCAAGCAAACCAAGAAAAUGUUCUCAAGGAAUCUGAGAUUUUGUUUCCUGUGUUGAAUCCAACAAUCAAUGGUAUGUUUUCCUCAAUUGAUCAAUCCCUUAGCGUGAAGCUCGCAUUAGGUUUUGCUUGUCAUUAUGCGACUAUCUUCAUCGAUCUAAGACCGGGUCGCCUUUCUGCAGGUACCUUCGAUGGCAGCCAUGCCUUUUCAAAUGGCAACUUCUCUACUUCUAGGCCCAUAACUGGUCCUUCGAAGAUGGAGCUCCCUUCAUUCCAAUGUGUGGCAUCUGAUCCAAACAACUGGUGCACAUACUUAAGUACUUCUGCCAUGCAGCGUUCCAGCUAUGCUGAUCUCUGCGUGCAGUCAUCAGCGGUAGCAGCAUCAGCAAAGUUUGAGUCCAUAUGCAUGGCACCGAGGGACAGUGGUCAGUUGGAAGAGCUGCUUCCAGAAGCGCAGGCACUAAGCUCUGUGGAGAACCAACAGCUGUCUGUGGGGAGUUUGAGUCCCCCCUCUGUUGGUACACCCUGUGAUGCUAUGGUGGAACCUACAGGGCUUGAUCUCUUUGAACGAGAUACCAACCUGUACGCUCUUAUCGACAGCUGUCUUUCUGCCCCACCUCUUUGCCCGGCAUCUCCAGAUGAAUUUCAGCCCGCCAUAAUUCUAUCUGCACCGAACCCUGCGUUUGGUUCCACUGAACCAACUGUUCCCCAGUACGAGCAAGGGUAUUUCUCACCCCACCCUGAAGAUUCCAGGACAGAUGCAUUCUCCCCAUGGUACACGAUGCCCGCCGUUUUUCAGUGACACACAAAAUGAUGCAGGAAACCUUGAGCGGCAUGCCUCCAGAAUGUCAGGCUUCAAGCGAAAUCUCCAACUGGCCUACAAUAAAGCUCACAGAGACAACUAGGCGAAUCAGUUUUAUCUUUGUUUCAUCCUUCUGAGUGAAAUUCGAUCCUGGCCGCUCAACUUGAUACACUCGCUCUGGUCAUCUAGCUACAAAGAAUGCUAUGUCUAUCCAACGGAACUAUGUAAAAGAAGGUUCAAUGCA